Messenger RNA from Anneissia japonica, 2917 nucleotides. RefSeq lists its product as uncharacterized. The record is from RefSeq and is a predicted model, not a curated record. The transcript is spliced from 14 exons. The coding region runs from base 644 to 2917 and encodes 757 amino acids. NCBI's taxonomy places the organism in Eukaryota, Metazoa, Echinodermata, Crinoidea, Comatulida, Comatulidae.
CUGAGAGUGUCAUUUCCAGCUAUCUGGGUGCCAUAAUUGUAAAUUUUCCUAUUUUAUCUCCAGCAUGGUGGGGCUGAGGUGGUGUAGACCCUCUGUCUUUCCUGGGCCCCUCUAUUUCAAAAUUUCUAGAUCUGCCAUUGCAUUAUUUCAUCUCAGUUUAUACAGUAAUUAGUUUUCAUGUGUUCUGACAUUGAUUAUCAUUUUGUAGGUGUUCCUGCUGGACAAACACCACUACAUUGCUGUCUAGGUGCUCAGGGUACUUAUGAUGAACAGCGAGAAACAGCACUGUGCUUGAUAAGAUAUGGCGCCUCGGUCUACAAGACAAAUAGAGUAAUGUAUAGAAAAAAGAAAUGAUUCAGAAGGAUUAGUCAAUGUCUCUAUUACAAUACUACAAACAUUACUUAAAACCAAAACCAACCAAAUAUAUAAGAGCAUUUAGUCCAUUCUAUACGAAUGAAUUCCAUCACUUAUUCUUGUACCAAUAUUUGAUAUAAAUAUUGUGAUACUGAUAGUGUUGGUUAUUCCUUUGAAUUAUUAUUUUCGCCAUUAUCAUUUUAUAAAUCUUCAUAGCUAAAAUAUUUGCCUUUGUUGUGCUGAUGGAGUUUGCAGCCGCCAUCCAGUGAAAUAUACUAUAAUUUUUUGUAUGAUCUUGUUAUUACAGGUAGGGAAUACACCUCUUGAUUAUUAUGAUCGUAAUGAAUGUAGUCAAUAUGAAGUAUCAACAAAGGAGGAAAAGAAAGAUGAACUUAAAAAAUUGCUUAUAGAGCUAUCAGUUCCUGGAGAAAUAUUAGCAAGAGGUCCUGAAGCCAUUAAAGCAUUCACAUAUGAAGUCCAGAAUGGGGAAAUUACGAUGGUUAAUUCCAGAGUCAUGUUCUUGGGCAAAGAAGGAACGGGCAAGACAAGUUGUGUCCGUUCCAUGCUUGGCAAAGUAUUUAAAAACAACGAACCAUCAACAGAUGGUAUUGUAACAACAACAGUAUUUUAUACUGUUAAAGGAGAUUUCAGCAAAUGGAAGGAACAAAAGGAUGUGGAUGUUUGUGAAUUAACCAAGCAGAUACGUGAGCAUACCAUUGCAGAAAAUGUUGCCAAAAGGCUGAAGCAGCCAAAAAGCCAUCAAAACUCAUCUAAUUCUGCAUCGUCCAGUUCUACAGCCUCCUCAACAAUGCCAUCAGAAGCAGCAAAAAUUAUGACAAGCUAUACCAGUAAACUCCCUGAAGAAGGAAUUCAUAAGAAACUUGUUGCUAAACUUGCUAUAUCUGCCAGUGUCCAUCCGGAUAACCCAUUAGAACAAUUAAGUGCAUCUGGGGAGGGAUUUGACAAGAGUUUUGUACCAAGUGAUGUCACAUGCAUUUGGGACUAUGCUGGUCAGCUGACUUACUAUAUAUCACACAGAUUUUUUCUGACAGAUGGAUCAUCCUACUGUGUUGUAUUCAGUGUGUUAGAUGAUUUGGACGCCCUUGCAAACCCAAGAGAUUUCCAGCAAGGACAAUUUGAAAUGACAAAUCUUCAGAUGAAUGUGUUUUGGAUGCGGUCAAUAUACGAACACGCUGUACUACCCUAUCGUGAAAGGACACAGAAGUUAAUCAAUGGCAUAUCCUCACCAACGAUAAGUUUAGUUGCCACACACAAAGAUAAAUUAUUGGGGACUGAGUCAGAAAAUGACAAGCUGAUCAGUACCAAGUUCAAAAGAAUAUUUGAUGAGAUAGAAGGAACACCAUAUGAAAGCCAUGUGGAUCGUGAGAUGUAUGUUGUAGAUAACACUGUGGCUAUGGAUGAAGGGAUUGAGAAAUUGAAGAAGAAUAUCGGAAAAUACAUGAAGGCAACGGCAAAACCUAUUCCCACUACCUGGGUUGAUUUCCAGUCCAAAGUACAAGACGUUGGAAAAACAAGACUCUGUGUUUCCUUGGAUGAGGUCACGGAAAUUGCAUCUGUAUGUGGAAUUUCUAAACCAACGCUCAACACUGUCCUCGAUUAUCUAAAUGACACUGGAAUAAUUCUGUACUCUAAGACUAAUGAGAAGUUAAAGUACACAGUUAUUACAAACUUGCGCAUGAUGAUUGACGUCGUGACGAAAAUCAUCACAGUAGUGAAACCAGAUGAUAUUGACAAGCUGCCUAUACUGCAGCAGUGGUAUAGGCUCGACCGUGAGGGAGUUCUUCAUGAAGAGUUGCUACAUCAUUUGUUGCGACAUGAGAUAGCAAAAGAUGCCAGCAACUUUGAAGUAUUUUUAGAACUGCUGAAGAUGUUUGGGUUACUGUUUGAGCAACAAAAGGGAUCUCAACCUGGUAACCGAACGUUCAUGGUUCCCACUCGGAUGCAAAUCAAUAAAGAGGGCUUGAAAGUUAUGGAAGACGAGCAGCAAAAGGUAUCGUUUUAUGUGACUCCCACGGACUUCCUACCGGAUGCUGUCUACAAUGUGCUGGUCGUUUCCUUUUUAGACUUGAUGAAUGACAAAGGUAGGAGUGGUGAUCAUGUCGAAUUGUUUCGGAGUCGUAGUGACUUUUACUUAGAUGAUGAGCAUGUUGUGAGUCUAGGAGCUGUCAGAAUCAAGAACAGACAUGCAUUGAAAAUUGAAAUUUCACAUAGGAUAAAAGUUGAUGAAUAUGGCAAAGAAGAACCUUUUGAACCACAUCCUAGCAUCUGCAUGGAGGUAUUAAGUUACCUUCGACAGCAGUUGAAAACUGUGUAUGUUACUACAGAAGGAGUCGGCUAUGAGUUACGUAUUCUUUGUCAUGCCUGUGAACCUACGCUGCGACCGCUGCAUAAACUUGAGGAAUGUUUGAAAAAAGACAGUGUGCCAUGUGGAAAAAAAAAGUUAGUCACAACAGCUCGUAUCAGACGACUCUUUUCAACAGUGACGGAUGCAGUGGAUGGGGGGCUGCAAAAGGAUAAAUCAUUCUUUCUUCACUGGCAGUAA